AUGCGUUUCGCUGCUGCUGCUGCCCUCUUCGCCUCCGUUGCUCUCGCUGACUACAGCGCUGAGCCGGAGAGCACCGUCUACAGCACUGACUAUGUCACCAUCACCUCCUGCGGCCCGACUGUCACCAACUGCCCGGCCAAGUCCACCGUGACCAGCUCUACCAUCUACCCGGUCACCACCUCCACCAUCUACUCCACCACGGUCCGCACUGUCACCUCUUGCGCUCCCACCGUGACCAACUGCCCGGCUCACUCUACCACCGUGGUCACUGAGUCCGUCGCCGUCUCCACGACUGUGUGCCCCCUGACCAGCGUCAGCACCACCAAGUACUACAACACCACCGUGCCGGCUGUCACCUCCUACCCGGCCCCUGAGACUACCACCGGCUACCCCGUCGAGUCUGAGACCUCCACCCCCGCUGCCAUCACCAGCAGCGAGGCCCCGGCCUGCCCGACCUACUCUGUUAAGACCAUCUCUACCUCAGUCACCACUGUUGUGCCGACUGUCAUCUACGAGACCGUCGCUGUUCCUUGCCCCACCACAUAUGCUCCCAGCACUGGCUUCCCCAGCCCCUCUGGCAACGGAACCACUCCUUCCAGCACCCCUACUCCCUCGGCUCCCGUCACUGCUGGCGCUGCUACCAUGGGUGGCUCCGUCCUCCUGGCCGCUGCCGCCGGUCUGGUUGCCCUGAUGGCAUAA
Messenger RNA from Phaeoacremonium minimum UCRPA7, 699 nucleotides. Its product is annotated as putative gpi anchored serine-rich protein. Bases 1 to 699 code for a protein of 232 amino acids. The transcript has 2 exons. The record is from RefSeq and is a predicted model, not a curated record. NCBI's taxonomy places the organism in Eukaryota, Fungi, Ascomycota, Sordariomycetes, Togniniales, Togniniaceae.